Molecule: messenger RNA, 441 nt
Organism: Trichobilharzia regenti
Lineage: Eukaryota; Metazoa; Platyhelminthes; Trematoda; Strigeidida; Schistosomatidae
Source: the annotation of a GenBank genome assembly
AUGCCAUCGAAGAAAGAGAUUGAUGAAUUAUUGAAGAUUUUUCAUGAUCUUGACAGAAACAAUGAUGGUAAUAUAUCAAGAACAGAAUUACUAUCCAAGAUAGGUACAAAAUCUGCGGAAAGACAAAAAGUUAAUGAACUGAUGCAUCUGAUGGAUAUAAACGGUGAUGGAAUGAUUAGCUUGGGAGAAUACAGACUGGUGUUGGGAUUAUCAGGUCAAUCAGUCGAUGCCUGGAAGCGUCUUUUUCGAAAACUGGAUAAAGAUAGAUCUGGAUCAUUAGACUUCCAUGAAAUCUGUUCACUGUUCGGUAAUACUGAUUCAGGCGAAGUAAGAGAAUCAGUUACAAGUUAUAUGCGGAAGUAUGAUACUGAUCGAGAUGGUCGAAUUAACUUGAGAGAAUUUUUAACAUUUGCUGCAGAACAAGCCGGAAAAGAUUUAUAG